AUGACGUCUAUCGUCUUCCGGAGUCUCGCCAGGAUGCGCCGGCUGCAUCUUUUCAUAAUCCUGUUGUUUCUAUUCUGCUGGUUCGGGCCCUUUUCCUUGAUUUUCAACAACAGCUACAGUGACGAUGAUACGUUCGACACAUUUGGCCUCAGACCACCGCAAGAUCCAUACUAUUCGCAACCGGACGCCUCGCAAAAGUCCCCUCAGAGCAGUGGCAAGAAAAAUAAGGGACUGUAUGGUUCCAGCGCAUCCGUCAAGGACCUACUGGGAUAUUACAUGCCUGGAAAGUCGCAGACAAAUCAUCACGAAAUCUUGUCAGCAAAACGAGCAGACUACUCCAUCAAGCCGAUUGUCUACGUCUUCCCACAGUUCCAUCCAAUUCCAGAGAACGACAAAUUCUGGGGAGUCAACUUCACAGAAUGGACUAAUGUCAAGAAACUCACUGUCUCCAAAGAGGGCACCGAAACCCAACGCCCAGCGAAAGAAGUCGGGUUCUAUAAUCUUUUGGACCUUUCCACUCGGAAACGAUGGACGGAGACGAUGAAGAAGAGCCGUAUCCAUGGGAUAGUCUAUCAUCACUACUGGUUCGGGUAUCCCGUAAUGGAUGGAGUUCUAAAGGCUAUGCUCAAGGAUGGCCACCCCGAUAUACCGUUCAUGCUGAACUGGGCCAACGAACCCUGGACCGUCCGCUGGGACGGCAUGGACAUACCGAGCGGCGACGGUGUCAUCCUGGCACAAAACUACGGCGGUCCCGAAGACUGGAGGAAACACUAUGACUGGAUGGUGCCAUUUUUCAAACACCCCAACUACAUCAGGGUAAACGGCAAGGUACAGAUGAUGAUCUACAACCCUUCACACAUGGGAGACACGGGAAAGCGAAUGUUCGAGGCCUGGCGCAUCUGGGCAUCGGAGGAUCCCGCCAUCGGCGGCAUGGACGUGAUCGAGACCAAGAUCGACAGCGACAACCCGGACAGUCGCGGGCCGACCGACGCGAUGAACGAGUUCGGGUUCCGGAGCGGCGGCGGUAAGGAUUACUCUCUGUGGCCCAGUAUCGGCCGCUCCCAUAGAAUCUAUUAUCGUGGUGCCAUGGUGUCGUGGGACAACACGCCCCGCCACGCGACAGACGGCGGAGGCGAUGUGGUGGUGUUUGCGCAUCCCCGGCUUUGGAAAGGCAAGAUGACCCCUGCACCCCCGCCCCUUUCUCCUCAGAGAUCGGACCCGAACCCGCCGGGGGAGGAGAACUUCUUCUUCAUCAAUGCGUUUAACGAAUGGGGCGAAGGCAACACGCUUGAGGCCUCGGUGCGGUGGGGGGACGGCUUCAUGAGGGCCCUCGACGAGGCCAUGGAAUACGCUGACAAGCAGAUCCCAUGGCGGUCGCACCUGCUCGAGCAGAACACUGGGCUCAUCAAGGAGGUCGCCAACAACGUGAGCCAGGUCGAUGUCUGUGUCAUCAUUCGCGACUACAAACCGACCUAUCCCUGGGGCGAGCCAUGGACGUUGUCGCAGACCCUCGAGUCCCUGCGGAACAUGCAGAACAAGCGGUGGCGCGGUGUAGUGGCGAAUGUGCUGCCGGCGGGCAACACGCGGUUCGUCGACGUGACGCUCCUUGACGCACAAGACGCGCGGGUCGUCAGCGCCGCCGUCCCGGAAGAUGUCCUGAAGAAGUCCGGGGAGGCGCCAAACGCCGCCGAAGUGACGGACUGGGUGAUCAAGAACAUCGACACUAUUAGCCCAUCGUGCGGCAGGGCCAAGUAUAUGCUCAUCACAAAUGCUACCAACAGGUACGAGCCCGACACCUUCGACGCCGCUGAGAAAUCGGAAAGUGACAUUAUCGGCCUUAACUUUGAGUCACGCGAGUCGAUGGACUUCGCCGAUGCAGCACUCGCCGAGAACUACACCUGGGACCAGCGCUGCGAGCGUUUCAAGGACGGCACGACACAGAAUCGCCGGGCGGCGACCGCUGACGCCGAGCUGCUCGACCUCGGCGCCGUCCUCAUCAACAUGAGGCGGUGGCGGGACGAGAACGUACACCUAGCCCAAACUGGGAAUACCCACGGGGAAGCCAGCGUACUACGCGAGCUGAAUAAGAGCACCAGGUCGCCGUGGAAGUGGGCAUCGCCCGCCGUUGAUCCGUCUGUUUCCUGCCACCUGUUACACGCGGACUCUAUGACGACUUGCCUCCGGACCGGCCGCCUGUGGGCUGACCUGCCCAAGGUCGAGCCCUUCAAGUCCGGAUGCUACAGCGGUUUCCAACUGCAAUAUGCGUAUGGAGGGCAUAAGGUAACUGAACUGUAUGACUACAGCAGAUUUCACAAAGAUCCCUAUUGCGUACGCCUGUCGCAGGAUAUGUAUGAGGGCGUUACGAGUGGGAAGAUUGAUCUUAAAGGUUCAUAA
This is a messenger RNA of Colletotrichum destructivum, 2394 nucleotides long. RefSeq names its product Putative glycosyltransferase WbsX. NCBI's taxonomy places the organism in Eukaryota, Fungi, Ascomycota, Sordariomycetes, Glomerellales, Glomerellaceae. The transcript has 3 exons. Bases 1 to 2394 code for a protein of 797 amino acids. The record is from RefSeq and is a predicted model, not a curated record.